CUAGUGUAAUUUGCCCGGCUCUAAAAACACACCUCUCGUUUUUUGUGAAGCAUCUCACCAGUCUCUGAUCUCAGUUCUUCAGGCGACUAAAUUUGUUAGUGAUUUUUGUUUCUUUUAUUGACACAAUGAUUGUCUCUCUAUUUUUUCACCUUGUUUGAUGAGAAUUUCAAUUUUCUAGGUUUUUAUUUUUUAUUUUUUUAUAUUGCUUUUCGUUUUCUUGUUGAUUAGAAUUAGUCUUGUUGAAUUAAUUGCGUAUAUGUAUACGUAUAAUCAAUGAUCGUGAGUUUGAUCAGGAACCCUAAGGUGAAAGUGCGAAGAUUCGUAAUUCAUGGGACUCGUAAUUCAAUUGCAACUCAGUGAUUGGUUUGAGUAACAUGCUUUUCUUGCAAAUCAAUAUUGAUAAAAUUUUGGGAUUUAGUGCUCCCAUUGACAAGUGCAAAGAGUCUGUUUGAUGCAAUUUUGUUCUUGUUUUCGUGAACACUCACUCACAAGGAAGAGAGCAUUGUUAGGAUAGGAUUACACUGAAUGAUCUUAUUUUUCUAUAUUGUUUUGAUAUUAUGCCAGUCUCUUCCAAUAAUUAUUGUUACUUAUCUUGACAUGGAUGUAAAGCGCAAUAUAGUGAUUUUAUGCCUGAAAUUGCAACCUCUAAUAUAAUAUGAAUGAAAGAUGAUAUUUGGGAUUUGGAACCUCUUCAAUAAAAGUCGUAAUUUGACUUUCGACAUAUGAUCUACGCUAUUGUUCUUGGCACCUCCAUUAGGAUGUGCUGCAGGUUGACACUUCGCGGGAGUGGGAACCUGAUACAAACAAUUUCUAGGUUUGAAGAAAUUUACGAAUAGAGGAAAGAGAGACUAAAAGUAUUGGCUGUUCUAAGAGUUUCAUAAGGGGAGAGAGAGAGAGGGAAAAUAAAGUUUCCUUCGUAGCAAUGGAUCGAAUUGAUGAAAUUUGUAAGGAACCAAUUGCAGCAGCUUGGCGGGCGAUGUAUGCGAUGACAUGCAUUAAAGACAGUGAUGUUCCUUGCCAAAUUGAAGAGGGUCUCUACCUAGGUUCUGUUGGAGCUACAGUUAACAAAACUGCAUUGAAAAGCUUGAAUGUUACUCACAUUUUAACUGUGGCCAAUUCAUUGGGACCGGCUCAUCCUAAUGACUUUGUAUACAAAGUAGUUACUGUCCCAGACAGAGCAGACAUAAAUAUAGCACAGUAUUUUGAUGAGUGUUUCAAUUUCAUCGAUGGAGCUAAAAGAAUGCAUGGUGGUGUGAUGGUUCAUUGUUUUGCUGGAAUAUCUAGAAGUGUGACUAUUGUUGUUGCUUAUCUAAUGAAAAAGCGUGGUAUGAGCCUUUCUGAAGCUUUGGAACAUGUGAGAAGUAAGCGACCUGUGGCAGCUCCAAACUCUGGUUUUAUGUCUCAGCUACAUGAAUUUGAGAAAUCUCUUCGAGAAUGCAGGAACGAAGAUUGGAAAGGCUUGUGGGGUAAAGCUCUAAGGCUAUUCGGUGUUGGCUUGUCAAAAAAAUUAAAUAGAACAAUGUUUACUAGAUGAAUUGGCAUAUGUUGAUGAUUUAGCAUAUGAAAUUGUCAAAGAGAUUCUUUUGAUGUUCAAUUCUUCAAAUUCUCAAUGGUUACAUGAAAAGGAGCAUUUCAGUACAUGAGACUGCUACUAAAGCUUAUAAUUGAAAAAUGAUAUACGAGCAGCAGACUGUUGAUUGACAUAUUACUCUAGCACUAAUCAAUCAGUGACAGUUUGAAAAAGCAAGGCUGUUUGGAAUUUGCAACUUAAUCUAAAUUUGAAAUGGCUCCAAAUUAGCUUUCA
Molecule: messenger RNA, 1804 nt
Organism: Camellia sinensis
Lineage: Eukaryota; Viridiplantae; Streptophyta; Magnoliopsida; Ericales; Theaceae
Source: RefSeq, a predicted model, not a curated record